Scomber japonicus (chub mackerel) is the source of this 11811-nucleotide messenger RNA. It is a transcript of the gene trrap, whose product is annotated as transformation/transcription domain-associated protein. The transcript has 73 exons. The coding region runs from base 76 to 11691 and encodes 3871 amino acids. NCBI's taxonomy places the organism in Eukaryota, Metazoa, Chordata, Actinopteri, Scombriformes, Scombridae. Gene Ontology annotation, molecular function: transcription coregulator activity; protein binding. Gene Ontology annotation, cellular component: SAGA complex; nucleus; NuA4 histone acetyltransferase complex. The record is from RefSeq and is a predicted model, not a curated record. Gene Ontology annotation, biological process: regulation of DNA-templated transcription; DNA repair.
UGCAGUGGGCAUGAGAUCACACUGAGAUCUGCCCCCGUUUCCCCCUCUGCAGCUCAGUGUGUCCCAGCUGCCACCAUGGCCUUCGUGCCCGCUCCGAGCCCCACGGUGGUCGACCAGACCACACUGAUGAAGAAGUACCUGCAGUUUGUGGCAGCACUCACAGACGCCAACACACCUGAUGAAACGAAGCUCAAGAUGAUGCAGGAGGUCAGCGAGAACUUUGAGAAUGUGACAUCUUCGCCUCAAUACUCCACCUUCUUGGAACACAUCAUCCCUCGUUUCCUCACAUUUCUUCAAGAUGGAGAGGUGCAGUUCCUUCAAGAAAAACCCACACAGCAACUGAGGAAACUGGUACUGGAAAUCAUCCACCGCAUCCCAACAAACGAACACCUUCGCCCACACACGAAGAACAUCCUGUCUGUGAUGUUCCGAUUCCUGGAGAUUGAAAGUGAGGAGAAUGUGCUGAUAUGCCUUCGCAUUAUUAUCGAGCUGCACAAACAGUUCCGCCCUCCAAUCUCUCAGGAGAUUCAUCACUUUCUGGACUUUGUGAAGCAGAUUUAUAAAGACCUUCCUAAAGUUGUGGCCAGGUACUUCGAGAACCCGCAGGUGAUAGCAGAGAACACAGUUCCCUCCCCAGAAAUGGUGGGAAUGAUCACCUCAGUGUUGGUUAAGACUGCACCAGAGAGGGAAGACAGCGAAACACGAACGCACACCAUCAUCCCACGGGGGUCGUUGUCUCUCAAGGUUCUGGCAGAGCUGCCCAUCAUAGUGGUGCUGAUGUAUCAGCUGUAUAAGCUGAACAUUCACAACGUGGUGUCGGAGUUUGUGCCCCUCAUCAUGAACACCAUCAUGCUGCAGGUGUCCCCACAAGCCAGGCAACACAAACUUUAUAACAAGGAGCUGUAUGCAGACUUCAUCGCCGCGCAGAUCAAGACUCUGUCAUUUCUCGCCUACAUCAUCCGAAUCUACCAGGACUUGGUAGGGAAGUACUCUCAGCAGAUGGUAAAGGGCAUGCUGCAGCUGCUGACCAACUGCCCCUCUGAGACCGCUCACCUCCGCAAGGAACUGCUAAUUGCAGCCAAGCACAUCCUCACGACUGACCUACGCAGCCAGUUUAUACCUUGUAUGGACAAACUUUUUGAUGAAUCCAUCCUGAUUGGUUCUGGCUACACAGCUCGAGAGACUCUUCGACCCUUGGCCUACAGUACGCUAGCAGACCUGGUGCACCACGUUCGUCAGAACUUACCCUUGACAGAUUUAUCCCUGGCUGUGCAGCUCUUUGCCAAGAACAUUGAUGAUGAGUCGCUCCCCAGUAACAUCCAGACUAUGUCCUGCAAGCUGUUGCUCAACCUGGUGGACUGCAUCCGCUCUAAGUCAGAGCAGGAGAACGGCAAUGGGCGGGACAUUCUCAUGAGGAUGUUGGAGGUGUUUGUGCUGAAGUUUCAUACAAUCGCCCGCUACCAGCUUGUCUCCAUCUUCAAGAAGUGCAAGCCCCAGUCAGAGAUGGGUGUGGUGGAUCCGGUGGCUUUACCGGGGGUACCGGCCACACCCACUCCAUCCACUACCCCUGCCAUCGCGCCUCCUGCUCCUCCCACGCCUGUCGCCACAGCGCCUCCAACUGCCUCGACACCCUUUGACCGACCUGGCGAGAAGGAAGACAAGCAGACGUUUCAGGUGUCCGACUGCCGCAGCUUAGUCAAGACGCUGGUGUGCGGGGUGAAGACGAUUACCUGGGGCAUCACCUCUUGCAAGGCCCCUGGAGAGGCUCAGUUCAUUCCUAACAAACAGCUCCAGCCAAAGGAGACACAAAUCUACAUCAAGCUGGUAAAAUAUGCCAUGCAAGCCUUGGACAUCUACCAGGUACAAGUUGCCAAUAACCAACAGACAUACAUCAGGGUGGCCAACUGUCAGACGGUACGCAUGAAGGAGGAAAAAGAGGUCCUGGAGCACUUUGCUGGGGUCUUCACCAUGAUGAACCCCCUGACAUUCAAAGAGAUCUUUCAGACUACUGUGCCGUACAUGGUGGAGAGGAUCUCCAAGAACUACGCACUGCAGAUUGUGGCAAACUCUUUCUUGGCCAACCUGUCUACAUCUGCUCUGUUUGCCACUAUCCUGGUGGAGUAUCUUCUGGAAAGACUGCCAGAGAUGGGCUCCAACGUGGAGCUCUCAAACCUCUACCUCAAGCUCUUCAAACUGGUCUUUGGAUCAGUGUCGCUUUUUGCUGCAGAGAAUGAACAGAUGCUCAAACCACACCUCCACAAGAUAGUGAACAGCUCCAUGGAGCUGGCUCAAUCAGCUAAGGAACCCUACAACUACUUCCUACUCCUCCGGGCUCUCUUUCGCUCUAUUGGUGGAGGCAGCCAUGACCUGCUCUACCAAGAGUUCCUGCCACUUCUACCCAACCUGCUGCAAGGUCUGAACAUGCUGCAGAGUGGCCUUCACAAGCAGCACAUGAAGGACCUAUUUGUGGAGUUGUGUUUGACCGUGCCAGUGCGUCUCAGCUCCUUGCUGCCCUACUUACCCAUGCUAAUGGAUCCGCUGGUAUCUGCCCUCAAUGGCUCACAGACUCUGGUCAGCCAGGGCCUUCGCACCCUGGAGCUGUGUGUGGACAAUCUCCAGCCCGACUUCCUCUACGACCACAUCCAGCCCGUCAGGGCUGAGCUCAUGCAGGCCUUGUGGCGUACCCUCCGCAACCCAGCCGAGAGCAUCUCCCACGUAGCCUACCGAGUCCUGGGAAAGUUUGGCGGCAGCAACAGGAAGAUGCUGAAGGAGUCUCAGAGGCUGCAUUACGUGGUGACUGAGGUUCAGGGGCCCAGCAUUAAAGCCGAAUUCACAGACUGCAAGGCGUCAAUACAGCUACCAAUGGAGAAAGCCAUUGAGACGGCUCUGGACUGUCUGAAGAGUGCCAACACAGAGCCUUACUACAGGCGACAGGCCUGGGAGGUCAUUAAGUGUUUUCUGGUGGCCAUGACCAGUCUGGAUGACAACAAACACGCUCUCUACCAGCUUCUGUCUCAUCCCAACUUCACUGAGAAGUGGAUCCCCAACGUCAUCAUCUCUCACCGCUACAAGGCUCAGGACACACCUGCCCGCAGAACUUUUGAGCAAGCCCUGACUGGAGCAUUCAUGUCUGCAGUGAUAAAGGACCUGAGGCCGAGCGCGCUACCCUUUGUAGCCAGUCUGAUUCGCCAUUACACCAUGGUCGCUGUGGCUCAGCAGUGUGGUCCGUUCCUGCUGCCGUGCUACCAGCUGGGCAGCCAGCCAAGCACGGCCAUGUUCCACAGUGAGGAGAACGGCUCUAAGGGCAUGGAUCCUCUGGUUCUGAUCGAUGCCAUAGCUAUCUGCAUGGCCUAUGAGGAGAAGGAGCUGUGUAAGAUCGGAGAGGUGGCCUUGGCAGUCAUCUUCGAUGUGGCCAGCAUCAUCCUCGGCUCCAAGGAGAGGGCAUGCCAGCUGCCCUUGUUCUCCUACAUCGUUGAGCGUCUGUGUGCGUGCUGCUACGAGCAGGCCUGGUACGCCAAGCUGGGUGGCGUGGUGUCCAUCAAGUUCCUGAUGGAGAGACUGCCUCUGAUCUGGGUGCUACAGAACCAGCUCACCUUCCUCAAGGCCCUGCUCUUUGUCAUGAUGGACCUCACAGGAGAAGUGUCGAACGGAGCGGUAGCCAUGGCGAAGACCACCUUGGAGCAGUUGUUGGUGCGCUGCGCCACUCCGCUGAAAGAUGAAGAAAAGACAGAUGAGCUGCUGGCCGCCCAAGAAAAGUCUUUCCACAUGGUCACGCACGACCUGGUCCGAGAGGUGACCUCACCUAAUUCAACCGUCAGGAAGCAAGCCAUGCACUCCCUGCAGGUGCUCGCCCAGGUCACCGGCAAAAGUGUCACAGUCAUUAUGGAACCACACAAAGAGGUUUUGCAAGAUAUGGUUCCUCCCAAGAAACACCUGCUGCGCCACCAGCCUGCCAACGCCCAGAUCGGCCUGAUGGAGGGCAACACCUUCUGCACCACCCUGCAGCCUCGCCUCUUCACCAUGGACCUCAAUGUCAUGGAGCACAAAGUCUUCUAUACAGAGCUGUUGAAUCUGUGCGAGGCAGAAGACGCUGCUCUGAUGAAGCUGCCGUGCUACAAGAGCCUCCCCUCCCUGGUUCCCCUCCGCAUCGCCGCUCUCAAUGCCCUAGCAGCCUGUAACUACUUGCCUCAGUCUAGAGAAAAGAUCAUAGCCGCCCUGUUCAAAGCUCUCAACUCCACCAACAACGAACUGCAGGAAGCAGGAGAGGCGUGCAUGAGGAAGUUUCUGGAAGGCGCUACCAUUGAGGUGGACCAAAUCCAUACUCACAUGCGCCCCCUACUGAUGAUGCUGGGUGACUACCGCAGCCUGACGCUCAACGUGGUGAACCGUCUGACCUCGGUCACGCGUCUUUUCCCCAACUCCUUCAACGACAAGUUCUGCGACCAGAUGAUGCAACACCUGAGGAAGUGGAUGGAGGUGGUUGUAAUAACACACAAGGGAGGCCAGAGAAGUGAUGGCAGUUCAACACUUUCUCAAUGUGGCCUCCUCCCCUUAUCAUUGUUUCCCGUUCCGGCACAGCCUGCGUUGGAGGGCGUUGAGGAGAUGAAGAUCUGUUCCGCCAUCAUUAACCUAUUCCACCUGAUACCAGCUGCACCGCAGACUCUGGUCAAACCUCUGCUGGAGGUGGUCAUGAAGACAGAGAGGGCCAUGCUCAUAGAGGCCGGCAGUCCAUUCAGAGAGCCUUUGAUCAAGUUCCUGACACGUCACCCAUCUCAGACGGUGGAGCUGUUUAUGAUGGAGGCUACGCUAAACGACCCCCAGUGGAGCCGCAUGUUCAUGAGUUUUCUGAAGCACAAAGAUGCCAAGCCACUAAGAGACGUGCUGGCCUCCAAUCCCAAUCGCUUCGUUCCACUGCUGGUUCCUGCUGGCACUGCAGCAACUGUCCGACCUGGAUCUCCCUCCACCACCACAGCCAGACUGGAUCUGCAGUUUCAGGCGAUUAAGAUCAUCAGUAUCAUAGUGAAGAAUGAUGAAGGUUGGCUGGCAGGGCAGCACUCCCUGGUGAGCCAGCUAAGGAGGGUCUGGGUCAGUGAGGCCUUCCAAGAGAGGCAUCGUAAAGACAACAUGGCUGCCACCAACUGGAAGGAGCCCAAGCUGCUGGCCUUCUGUCUGCUUAGUUAUUGCAAGCGCAACUACUCAGAGAUUGAGCUGCUGUUCCAGCUGCUGCGAGCCUUCACUGGUCGCUUCUUAUGCAACAUGACCUUCCUGAAGGAGUACAUGGAGGAGGAAAUACCCAGGAACUACUCCAUCGCCCAGAAACGAGCCCUGUUCUUCCGCUUCGUCGAGUUCAAUGACCCACACUUCAACGAUGAGCUCAAAGCAAAGGUACUGCAGCACAUCCUGAAUCCAGCCUUCCUGCACAGCUUUGAGAAGGGGGAAGGUGAGCAGCUGCUUGGACCGCCCAACCCUGAAGGGGACAACCCUGAAAGCAUCACCAGUGUUUUCAUCACUAAGGUUCUGGACCCGGAGAAGCAAGCUGACCUGCUGGACUCGUUGCGAAUUUGCCUGCUGCAGUUCUCCACCCUGCUGGUGGAGCACGCACCGCACCACAUCCACGACAACAACAAAUCACGCAACAGCAAGCUGCGGCGCCUCAUGACCUUCGCCUGGCCGUGCCUGCUGCCUAAAGCCUGCGUGGACCCCGCCUGUAAAUACAGCGGACACCUGCUUCUGGCGCACAUCAUCGCAAAGUUCGCCAUUCACAAGAAGAUCGUCCUGCAGGUGUUCCACAGCCUGUUGAAAGCCCACACCAUGGAGGCCCGGGCCAUCGUCCGCCAGGCCAUGGCCAUCCUCACCCCUGCCGUUCCCGCCCGCAUGGAGGACGGCCACCAGAUGUUAACCCACUGGACUCGCAAGAUAAUUGUGGAGGAAGGCCACACCGUACCGCAGCUGGUCCACAUACUACAUCUCAUAGUGCAGCACUUUAGGGUGUACUACCCUGUGCGCCACCACCUGGUGCAGCACAUGAUCAGUGCGAUGCAGCGUCUGGGCUUCACUCCCAGUGUGACCAUAGAGCAAAGGAAACUGGCUGUGGACCUUGCCGAGGUGGUCAUCAAAUGGGAGUUACAGAGGAUCAAAGACCAACAGCCGGAGUCUGAGGCUGAAGUAGGGACUGGUGGUGAAGGGACCAGCGGGGGUGCUGUGAAAAGAGGACUGUCUGUUGAAGCUGCUGCUGCCGCCGCCGGACAGGACGUCAAGCGGUUCCGUACGGCAGCUGGAGCUGCCUCUACGGUGUUUGGCCGCAGCCAGUCCAUGCCGGGUACAGAGACCAUGCUCACUAAACCUGUGGAGAAACAACAUACAGACACCGUGGUCAAUUUCCUCAUCAGGAUUGCAUGCCAGGUGAACGACACCACCAACGUGGCAGGGUCUCCAGGAGAGCUGCUCUCCCGCCGCUGCGUUAGCCUGAUGAAGACUGGCCUCAGGGCUGACAUGUGGCCUCGCGCUGAGCUCAAGCUGCAGUGGUUUGACAAGCUGCUUAUGACAGUGGAGCAGCCAGCGCAGGCUAACAUCUCCAACAUCUGCACUGGAUUGGAGAUCCUCUGCUUCCUGCUGACCGUGCUGCAGUCCCCAGCAAUCCUGGCCCACUUCAAGCCCCUCCAGCGUGGCAUCGCCGCCUGCAUGACCUGCGGCAACACCAAAGUCCUGCGGGCCGUCCACUCGCUCCUCUCUCGCCUCAUGAGCAUCUUCCCCACUGAGCCCAGCACAUCAACUGUGGCAUCUAAGUAUGAGGAAUUGGAGUGUCUGUAUGCUGCUGUGGGCAAGGUCAUCUAUGAGGGACUCACCAACUAUGAAAAAGCCACAAGCAACACUAACCCCACACAGCUCUUCGGUACACUGAUGAUCCUGAAGUCAGCCUGCAGUUAUAAUGCCAGCUACAUCGACCGCCUCAUCUCGGUGUUCAUGCGUUCCCUGCAGAAGAUGGUGCGGGAACACCUGAGCCCCCAGCAGGCCAACCCAGGGGUCACUGAAACCAACACAGUGACCAGUGAGCUGGUAAUGCUGAGUCUGGACUUGGUGAAGACUCGCCUGUCUGUCAUGAGCAUGGAAAUGAGGAAGAACUUCAUCCAGGUUAUCCUCACGUCGCUGAUAGAGAAGUCACCCGACUCCAAAAUUCUCCGCGCCGUCGUCAAGAUCGUGGAGGAGUGGGUGAAAAACAAUUCUCCUAUGGCUGCCAAUCAGAUGCCCAACCUACGCGAGAAGUCCAUCUUGUUGGUGAAGAUGAUGACCUACAUAGAGAAGCGUUUCCCCGAUGAACUUGAGUUAAACGGCCAGUUCCUGGACCUCGUUAAUUACGUCUACAGGGAUGAGAGCCUUUCAGGAAGUGACAUCACAUCAAAGUUGGAGCCAGCUUUUCUCUCGGGGCUUCGCUGCACUCAGCCGUUGAUCAGAGCCAAGUUCUUUGAGGUGUUUGACGGCUCCAUGAAGCGGCGGGUCUAUGAGAGGCUCCUCUACAUCUGCUGCUCUCAGAACUGGGAGGCCAUGGGCAGCCACUUCUGGAUCAAACAGUGCAUAGAGCUGCUGCUGGCAGUGUGCGAGCGAAACACCAUCAUCGGCACCAGCUGCCAGGGAUCCAUGCUGCCGUCUAUCACUAACGUCAUCAACCUGGCCGACAGCCACGACCGUGCCGCCUUCGCCAUGGCAACGCAUGUCAAGCAGGAGCCGCGGGAGAGGGAGAACAGUGAGACCAAGGAGGAGGAUGUGGAGAUAGACAUCGAGCUAGCACCGGGUGACCAGACGGCCAUCCCCAAGACCAAGGAUCAGGCCGAGAGAGACGCAGGCAACCAACUGCACAUGCUCACAAACCGCCACGACAAGUUCCUCGACUCGCUGCGGGAGGUCAAGACGGGGGCACUCCUGAACGCCCUGGUCCAGCUCUGUCACAUCUCCACACCGCUGGCUGAGAGGACCUGGGUUCAGCUUUUCCCUCGUCUCUGGAAGAUCCUUUCUGACAGGCAGCAACAUGCUCUGUCAGGAGAAAUGAGUCCCUUCCUGUGCAGUGGCAGCCACCAGGCCCAGAGGGACUGCCAGCCCAGUGCCCUAAACUGCUUUGUGGAGGCCAUGUCCCAGUGCGUGCCUCCUAUCCCCAUCCGCCCCUGCGUGCUGAAGUACUUGGGCAAGACGCACAACCUCUGGCUGCGCUCCACACUCAUGCUGGAGCAGCAGGCCUUUGAAAAGGGCCUUAGCCUGCACAGCAAACCCAAGCAGAGCACUGAGUUCUAUGAACAGGAGAGCAUCACUCCACCUCAACAGGAGAUUUUGGACUCCCUAGCGGAGCUCUACUCUCUGCUUCAAGAGGAGGACAUGUGGGCAGGCCUGUGGCAGAAGAGGUGCAAGUUUCCUGAGACCGCCACAGCCAUCGCCUACGAGCAGCAUGGCUUCUUUGAACAGGCCCAGGAAAGCUACGAGAAGGCAAUGGAGAAGGCAAGAAAAGAGCAUGAGAGGAGCAACGUCUCCCCUGCCAUCUUCCCUGAGUACCAGCUGUGGGAAGACCACUGGAUACGCUGUUCUAAGGAAUUGAACCAGUGGGAACCGUUGACAGAAUACGGCCAAUCUAAAGGCCACUCAAACCCUUACCUGGUGCUUGAGUGUGCUUGGAGGGUUUCCAAUUGGGCUGCAAUGAAGGAGGCUCUGGUGCAGGUGGAGCUGAGCUGUCCGAAGGAGAUGGCCUGGAAGGUGAACAUGCACCGCGGCUACCUGGCUAUCUGCCACCCAGAGGAGCAGCAGCUCAACUUCAUAGAGAGGCUGGUGGAGAUGGCCUCGAGCCUGGCCAUCCGAGAGUGGAGGAGGUUGCCUCACAUCGUCUCCCACGUGCACACGCCGCUGCUGCAGGCGGCUCAGCAGAUCAUAGAGCUGCAAGAAGCCGCCCAAAUUAAUGCGGGGCUUCAGCCAGCCAACCUGGGCCGCAACACCAGCCUCCACGACAUGAAGACUGUGGUGAAAACCUGGAGGAACCGACUGCCCAUCGUGUCCGACGACCUCUCCCACUGGAGCAGCAUCUUCAUGUGGCGCCAGCACCAUUACCAAGCCAUAGUGACGGCGUAUGAGACCAACACACAGCACGAUCCAAACAACAACAACGCCAUGUUGGGAGUUCACGCCUCGGCUUCUGCCAUCAUUCAGUACGGCAAGAUAGGACGCAAACAGGGUUUGGUGAAUGUGGCUCUGGACAUCCUGAGUCGUAUCCACACCAUCCCCACAGUGCCUAUCGUAGACUGCUUCCAGAAGAUCAGGCAGCAGGUUAAAUGUUAUUUGCAGCUGGCUGGCGUCAUGGGCAAAAAUGAAUGCAUGCAGGGUUUGGAGGUGAUAGAGUCGACCAACCUGAAGUACUUCACCAAGGAGAUGACGGCGGAGUUCUACGCUCUCAAGGGAAUGUUCCUGGCUCAGAUCAACAAGUCAGAGGAAGCCAACAAGGCCUUUUCAGCGGCGGUGCAGAUGCACGACGUCCUGGUGAAGGCCUGGGCCAUGUGGGGCGACUACCUGGAGAACAUCUUCGUCAAGGACCGCCAGCUCCACUUGGGAGUCUCCGCCAUUACCUGUUACCUCCACGCAUGUCGCCACCAAAACGAGAGCAAGUCCCGCAAGUACCUAGCAAAGGUGUUGUGGCUGCUCAGCUUCGAUGACAAGAACACCCUGGCAGAUGCUGUGGACAAGUACUGCAUCGGAGUCCCGCCCAUCCAGUGGUUGGCAUGGAUACCGCAGCUGCUGACCUGUUUGGUUGGUUCAGAAGGCAAACCUCUGCUCAACCUAAUCAGCCAGGUGGGACGAGUGUAUCCCCAGGCUGUCUACUUCCCCAUCCGCACCCUUUACCUGACGCUCAAGAUCGAGCAGAGGGAGCGCUACAAAAGUGACGCAUCCGGACAGCAGCAGCCCGCUUCAGUGGGCGCCCAGCCUCACUCGGGGGCCUCCGACCCGGGGCCUAUCCGGGCCACGGCACCAAUGUGGCGCUGCAGCCGGAUCAUGCACAUGCAACGGGAGCUACACCCCACCCUCCUCUCCUCCCUGGAGGGUAUCGUGGACCAGAUGGUGUGGUUCAGGGAGAACUGGCAUGAAGAGGUAUUAAGGCAGCUCCAACAGGGCCUGGCUAAAUGCUACUCGGUGGCCUUUGAGAAGAGCGGCGCGGUGUCCGACGCCAAGAUCACGCCGCACACGCUCAACUUCGUCAAGAAGCUCGUCAGCACGUUCGGCGUCGGCCUGGAGAACGUUUCCAAUGUUUCCACCAUGUUCUCCAGCGCCGCCUCCGAGUCUCUAGCCCGCCGCGCCCAAGCCACAGCCCAAGACCCUGUUUUCCAGAAGAUGAAGGGACAGUUCACAACAGACUUUGACUUCAGCGUCCCAGGCUCUAUGAAACUUCACAAUCUGAUCUCCAAGCUCAAGAAGUGGAUCAAAAUCCUGGAGGCCAAGACCAAGCAGCUGCCCAAGUUCUUCCUCAUCGAAGAGAAGUGCCGCUUCCUCAGCAACUUCUCGGCGCAGACGGCCGAGGUGGAGAUCCCCGGGGAGUUCCUCAUGCCCAAACCUACGCACUAUUACAUCAAGAUCGCCAGGUUCAUGCCUAGAGUGGAAAUCGUUCAGAAGCACAACACAGCAGCACGUCGCCUUUAUAUCCGCGGCCACAACGGCAAGAUCUACCCGUACCUGGUGAUGAACGACGCCUGCCUGACCGAGUCACGCAGAGAAGAGAGGGUCCUCCAGCUCCUGCGCCUCCUCAACCCCUGUCUGGAGAAGAGAAAGGAGACCACCAAGAGACACCUCUUCUUCACCGUGCCCCGAGUGGUGGCAGUGUCGCCUCAGAUGCGGCUAGUAGAGGACAACCCUUCAUCUCUGUCACUGGUGGAAAUCUACAAACAGCGCUGCGCCAAGAAGGGAAUCGAGCAUGACAACCCCAUUUCCCGAUAUUACGAUCGUCUGGCCACUGUGCAGGCCAGAGGCACACAGGCCAGCCACCAGGUCCUGCGGGACAUCCUGAAGGAGGUGCAGGGCAACAUGGUGCCUCGCAGCAUGCUGAAGGAGUGGGCUCUCCACACCUUCCCCAACGCCACCGAUUACUGGACCUUCCGGAAGAUGUUCACCAUUCAGCUGGCCCUCAUCGGUCUGGCCGAGUUCAUGCUCCAUCUCAACCGGCUCAACCCCGAGAUGCUGCAGAUCGCUCAGGACACCGGCAAGCUGAACGUCUCCUACUUCCGCUUCGACAUCAACGACGCCACGGGCGACCUGGACGCCAACCGGCCCGUCCCGUUCCGCCUGACGCCGAACAUCUCCGAGUUCCUGACCACCAUCGGGGUUUCCGGCCCGCUCACCGCCUCCAUGAUCGCUGUGGCUCGAUGCUUCGCACAGCCAAACUUUAAGGUGGACGGCAUCCUGAAGGCGGUCCUUCGCGACGAGAUCAUCGCCUGGCACAAGAAGACCCAAGAGGACACGUCCAUGCCGCUGUCCCCGGCAGGCCAACCAGAGAACAUGGACUCCCAGCAGCUGGUCUCACUGGUCCAGAAAGCCGUCACCGCCAUCAUGACCCGCCUCCACAACCUGGCUCAAUUCGAGGGAGGGGAGAGCAAAGUCAACACGCUGGUGGCCGCAGCAAACAGCCUGGACAACCUGUGCCGCAUGGACCCCGCCUGGCACCCCUGGCUCUGAGAGUUUUUACUUGACUUUUACGACGUAUCUGACAAACAGAGAUGAGAUUUGUUUAAGCGUGUGUUGCUCUUCACUGUAACAAAAGCCUGAUGGACACCUGGGACUUUUUUUUUUUUUUCC